GAGAUACUGAGGCUGGGCUGAUGCAGCCUGGGCCGCUUCUGCCCCAGCCUGGCCUCACGGCAACUUUUCUAGGGCGCCUGGAUUUCAUUGCGGAGCUGCCAGAAGAGCCAAGAGCCGCUUGCACGGACGGGAGAGAGCGUGGCGGGGGGACUAGAGGCACUAGGAAAACGCCUAGCCUCCCGGGAGAGCGACUGGUCCCCUUCUUGCUCUCCCCAGCCUCCCCGUCACACAUGGAUCCCCGCUCCCUCGACGUGGCCGUGCAGAAGGCCCUGCUGUCCCUCUACCCGCCAUUCGACGUCACGGCCCCGACCGUCCUCAGCCAACUGUUCCGCCUCCUCGACAGCGACUACCAUGGCGACGGGCUCUGCUGCCUUCUCGACUUCCUCAUUCCUGCCAAGCGCCUCUUUGAGCGCGUGCAGGCGGCCUGCGCACCUUACCUGAACUGCAUCUUUCUCCACGAAGGCUGGCCCUUGUGUCUGCACGAGAAGGUGGUCGUUCACCUGGCACCCCUCAACCCUCUCCUGCUGCGCCCCGGAGACUUCUACCUCCAGGCAGAGCCCUACGGGGAGCAGUCGGCCUGCCUCACGGUGAAGUGCCUCUCCCGGGACUUGCGCACCGUGGAGGAGAGGCUGGUCCCUGAAUCCUCCCACGCCCUGCUGUUUACCAGCCACUGGCUGGAGGAAGUCAACCAUGCCCUGAGCGGAGCGCCGCUGCACACCUGCCUGGUGGCCACAGAAAAGGGCGUGGCCCCCCUGCCGUGGAGUCAGAUAGCCACGCCAGAGUUCAUCCACAAGCCCACGGUGGCACCAGGUCCCACCCAGCUCGGAGCGUCCCUUCUGGCACACGCCCUGGGCCUCAGCAGCGCCGCAGUGCCGGAGGAUCCGGCCUCACAGAGCGGCACUGGGUCUUUGGGCCUGGCAGAUGCUCCGAGGCUGCACGGUAACAUCCCGGGCACGGUCCUGGAUGGCCAAGAUGGGCCCGAGAGGUCAGGCCAGGGCAAGUACCCAGGACUCAUAAAAGUGGACCAAGCAAGCCCCCGGAAAAAGCCCAGCGCGUUUGUGGUGCCAAGCCCGUGUGACCGGGAAGGGGACUACGUGGACCUGCUGGAGUGGACUGAAGAAGUGAAGCUGGAGCAUCUGGCCACGUCAGGACCGUCCCAUGGCCAACCGGGACCUUCUGGAGAAACCCCGGUGUCGUCCGCGAGUAAACCGCGGCUUCCCACGGGCACGAGAGGGACAGCAGCAGAGAAGUGGCCCGGUGGGAAAGGGCAGAGCUCGGAGGAGGGCCCCUGCACCCCACUUCUGAGGAGGAAACUGCCCCGAGAUCCCAAAGUCCCUGGGCCGAGGUGUCGGUACCGCGAGUCCUACGUGGCUGCCAUCCGGAACCCUGUGAACCUGGGCUCUGGCCUGAUGGCAGCCAUACUGGAGGAGUCGCAUGUGCCCAGACAGGCGUUCCCUGUGGCAGGCAGGCCUCGGGAGAAUCCAGCUCCCGCCAUGCAGGGGCUGGACCAGGCAGCCGCUCCCAGACUCCUCUCUGGCUUUCCUCGGAAGGCCGAGCCGCAGGCGACCAACGCCGAGGAGGGGACAAGACAGGGGUACUCAAAGCUGCUCAGGUCUCCCGCUGGCGCAGUGAGAAACCUCCCUCGGUCACAGUCGCCUCCUGCCAGCCAUAAAUUCUCCUUCUUCAAGGGCCAGCGACAAGCAGCAGCCCCAGGGGCCGGCGUGUCUGGUGCCAGCCAACACGAAGGGCCGCGGAAGAGGAUGUCGGCCCUUUACUCUCCCCGGGUGAGCAGAGCCAAGGCAGCUGGGAAAGGUGCGGAUCAGACGGACGGGUCUCUCGGCGACGGUAAAGGGACUGUGCCAAAGCCCUGCCGCAGGGCACUGAGCGUUUGCUUUCUCCUGGCUGCAGGGAGCACAGAUAAGCUGGGCCGGGCCCUGAUCCAGGUGAGCACAAGCAGCAGCGCCUGGGAAGCCACCUGGUGCUCCGCCCCAGCGGUAGCCCAGCUCCUCCUGUACCUCUGCUCCAUCCCCAGGAGGGACGCCAGGGCCAGAGGGCUGACCGUGCUGGUGGAUGCCAGGAGACAGCCUCCCGCCCCGGCCCUGCACGCGGCCAUCCGAGCAGUCCAGAAGCUGCAUCCCUUCGUGGCAGAUCUCCAGCAGGCCUCCAAGCUACUGCAGAGCUCCAUCCAAGAACUGGAGGAGGGCGACCUCCCGGCGGACAGCCAGGUAACCACCUGCAACCAGCUCCAGAUGCUGCUACCCCCUCCCCCAAAGAGCAGCUUGGGCACCGGUGUUUCCUGGAAGCUAGGUCCCUGUGUGGCCACUCAGGAGAGAUUGAAGCUGCAUCCCUUCGUGGCAGAUCUCCAGCAGGCCUCCAAGCUACUGCAGAGCUCCAUCCAAGAACUGGAGGAGGGCGACCUCCCGGCGGACAGCCAGCUUGCAGCUGCCCCACAAGGUUCCCCUCUAGUUCUAGGAGGGGCGGCUGCAGCUCUGCUGAGCAGAGAUGGGCUGGGCAGACCUGUCCCCUUUUCUGCCCUAAGGAACAGCCUGGACUCCGCCCUGGGCCUCUACAGCCGAGUGGAGGAAGACGUUCACGCUUUGGUAACAAAAUCCAACCGCUGCCUGGAGCGUCUGGAGCUCCUCCGGCAGAUCCGGGAGCUGGAGGCAGAAUUCAGCAAGCUCAGCUGCUGGCUUGAGGAAGGGGAUUCUCGGCUCCGGGAGCUGAGCUCAGAGGAGUGGAACCCGCAGAACCCCGAGAGCUCCAGCCAGCGGUUUAAGGAAUUCUUCCUUCAGGCUACAGUAUGUCCACGGAUGCUUUGCCUUCCCGAUUCCCGGCUAGAGCGACACGUGGACCACGGUCCUUGCUGGGGCAGAACAAAAUCCCCAGGCCCCAGGAUUAGGGCUUCUCCCAUUUCAUUGCAUGUCAUUUACAGUCAACUGGGCGUCUUGUAGCCAAGGCCACUGGCAUAUUGGGGGGCAUUAGGAGGAGCAUGGCCAGCAGAUCCAGAGAAGUGAUUAUUCCCCUUUAG
Molecule: messenger RNA, 3028 nt
Organism: Pelodiscus sinensis (Chinese soft-shelled turtle)
Lineage: Eukaryota; Metazoa; Chordata; Testudines; Trionychidae
Source: RefSeq, a predicted model, not a curated record